AUUCCAUAAAACUACAAGGGCUAAGAAAUAAUUUGGGUUCAACUAAAAUAUUUACUCGGGAACGAUUUAGACCAACCAACUAUUAAGAGAGUAUUCUACAUUUGAACCAUGAAAACAAAAUAUAGUUUUGUCACAAAAUUACCGAAAUUAUCCAACUCAAGUAGAACCGUUUCAAUUUCAUAUAAUAUUUGUAAAGGGUAUUCAAAUUUUGUCAAUAAUUUCGCAUUGGAAUUACUAUCAUAUAGAGGUAAUCGGGGAAUAUUAAAUGAAUGACCUUUUGUUACUCAAGAUAAUUAUCUUGGUAUAUUGGUCGGUAAGCAUGUUUAGUAUUUGUCACUUUUGAAUACCCUGUCUUUUGUCUUUGUGCAUUUAGCAAAAGCAGCAACUAUCGUAAGAUAGUUUUUCAUGUGAUCUAACUAUAUAUAUAUAUAUAUGUAUCUAUAUGUCGAACUAUAUGUUUGUGUGUCGUUUGUUCUUGUAUCUCGUCUCAACUAUUGUAACGCUAACAGUGGCACAGCUGAUGCUCAGUGGAACCGGCCAUGGCCCGCGCGUGCCGAACAGCUACGAUGCGAACACGGUAUCCGAAUAUAUUGAGCAGCUCAAUCUAAAUGUACCCAAUCAGUCGCUGGUCAAGCUGCGUGAGCAGCGCGACUAUUUGCUUAAAUCUUUCAGUUCGCUGGUGAACAGCGAAUGGAAUUCGGUGCAGGAAUUCGAGCACAAGGAGCGCCAAGAGAAGUUCAAAAAGUUGUGCGCCACAGCUGCCGCCAGUUCGGAACGUGUUAUGGCAGAGGUGGCUCAAUUGCUGGAAGAAUCCGAAAAAGAGCUGCAGCAGUUUAGGGGUUUGCCAUUUGGUGGGGGAAUGCGUGCCGAGCAGUUCAUUGACGAUGCAAUUGUGGUGCCGUGCGCCCAGCAAAGACGCGAUAUGUCAGAAAUGGCAGCGUCAACAAUUCCCAUAACAAGAGCGCCAGGAUCAACAACAACAACAACAACACCACCUGACAGAAGAGCAACAGAAACAACAACGCCUGUUAGAAUUUGCAAUAUGCCGGCACGAAACAAAGCAACUAUUGCUGCGCCCCAAAAAACCUUGGAUCAGGCCAUACAACACAUCAGAAAUGUGCUCAAGAAUGCCGCAUCUGAAUAUGAACUAAAUGGUGGCCAACUGGAGCUUGCAACGGAUGCGGCAAUGCCAACAAUGACACCAAUGCCCAGCGAUGAGCAGCGACAACAAGAAUUUCCAGUACGUUGGCUAUCUGAGAAUUUUAUGCAGCUGCGCGAAAUGCGUAAGCUGCGCUCUUAUAAUCCCAGCGCAAUGCACGAGGAGCUGCCCUGGCCGGAUCUGGUAGACAAUCCGGUCUGGAUGUACAACAAACAGCCGCCGGUAUCAGCAAGGGCUUGGCUUGUGCCCACGGCGCCAGAGCAACAGCAAAUGCGGCGGCAGCAGCAGCAGCUGGAUCUGGGUCGGGACCAAGAUGAGGCAAUCAGCUUAGCUCCUUUACCGAGCCGGAUUGUACAAUCGCACAGUCAGUACACACCAGAUCGGGACAGAUUGCUGUCGGAUGUUCAGGACAGUGAAGCUGGUGCCACACCACUUGCCACCAGAAAUGUCGCACAACCAAUCUCCAACGUUGGCCUACUAUCCAUACCGACUGGCGAAAGUCAGGCAGCCAGCUUAACGGACGAAGGUCUGCAUACUUUGUGCCCACCGGUGCCAGUGGUAUCGCCCUUGCUGUUGGUGGAGAGAGGUGCUAUUGGUGGGGAUAACAAUGCCUCAAUGUCGCUGCCGUUGCGGUCACGUCAUGCGCUCGCAUCGUCCCUAUUGCAAGCGUAUCGCACCCAGUUGCCUGCCAUCGAUGAGGAGCAACAGAAUCAGCAACGAGUCACAACGCCGCGUUUGCUUGAAUUGAAUGAGGAUUACACGACAGAAACAGUAGCAGUAGCAGCAGCAGAAACAGUAGCAGUAGCAGAAACAGCAGCAGCAGGGCCAGCCACAGCGGAUCAAGCUGAUGCAAUUGCUCCCAAUACUCCAAGUUCAUUUGCGCCGCCAGCAAAUAUAACGCCACCAUUGACUCGUGAUUGGGCCUCAAUUUUUCGUCAACGCACAGAGCUUCCAAAUUAUGUACUCAGUCCUAGCUCAACAGCAACAACAACAACAACAACAACACCUCGACUACCGCCCAGGCGCCGCCGCCGACGCAGGCGUCCAGCGGCGGUAGCACAGACGCCCAGCGAUGAUGAGGUUAUGCUCGGAUUUUUGAAUAAUAUGUUCCAGGAAAGAUGGUCACAAAUAGAGCAACAAACGAUCGCAGUCGACGUGCCGCAUCAUGCGGAUGAAAUGCCAGCAGAAGUGCCGUUGCCGCUGCCGCCGCCAACAGAGCCAACAGCAACAGUCGUCACAGAGCCGCCGGCAUUACCCAUGCAGACCGAUGAGCUUCCCGACAGGUCAGCAGCAGCAGAAGGCAUAGAGCCGCAGGCAUUACCCAUGCAGACGGAUAAGCUGACGGAGAAGCUACCAGCAAUGUCAACAACAUCUGUAAAUUUGGCUGAUCUGCCGGAAAGACCGAUUGUGACUGCCAUUGAAGUUAUAUGCAAACCGCCCAGUGCAAUUUCAGAUGCUGGACAAUUAGUUAAUCGGACGGAAGUAAGCAGCACUGAUAGCCCGAUGUUGGUGGAAGCUGAUCAAUGUGCGGGAAUGAGCCAGUUUACCAGAUCGGAACGCGUAGAACGUGAGCUUCGUGAAGAUCUAAGCUUUUUGGUGGAACACAAGCACUUGCUGCGUGUCAUGGUAGAUCAAACUAAGCACUUGAGCGAUAAACAGCAGCGUGAAGAUCAGCAACGAAAUUAUCAAUCGCUCGCCAACCGAUCCCAUCCAACGGAUGAUACCGAUGAGAACGGGCAAGCACAGAACAUUCGGUAUAUCGCAUUGCCUGCAAUAUACACAUACGAUCCGCAAAUGAUCUUGGAAAUGCCCGAGUGGAAGCCUCGUGUUGUGCACAAUCUAAUCGGAGCAUUGAUCCGAAACGACCAGAUUGAUAUGCGUGCGACUGGAUUCAUCGAGACGCGCAUGGAGGCAGCAUUUGCUUUUCGUGUGCUCCUCGAGCUGAAGGCAGCCAAUAUAAUUAGUCUAAGUCCCGAUGCGCGCUAUGCCUCGCUUCUUUAAGUCGUCUAAAUGACGUACUUUGACUUUGGAUUUCAUAUAUAUAUAUAUUUGUUUAUAAAUAUAAAAAAGAAAAGAACUAAAAAAAUAUUAAGAGCUCAGGACGAGCCUUGCAUAUAUAAGAUAGAUGUCGACUGGAUUUCGAUUGGAUUUG
This is a messenger RNA of Drosophila virilis, 3311 nucleotides long. RefSeq names its product sisters on the loose (gene solo). The record is from RefSeq and is a predicted model, not a curated record. NCBI's taxonomy places the organism in Eukaryota, Metazoa, Arthropoda, Insecta, Diptera, Drosophilidae.